AUGGAGCCUGCAACUUCAUGUUUUUCUGGAUUUUUCAAGGCCUUUCUUCUCUUACAAAUCACGGUACCCACUCAAGUUAUGAGCUUGGAUAUACAGAUUAGCAUUCGGGUUCCAGAUGCAGAAGGGAUAUUGGUGGAGUGUGCCUCAGGAAGUUUGUUUCCACCUGCUGAGAUGACAUGGAGAGACAGCAAGGGGAAUAUAAUUCCAUACUCAUCAAAAUUGGACUCUCAGGAUAGUACUGGGUUAUUGUAUUUGAAGAGCAGCAUUCUUCUAAAAAACAGAACACAUGGUCCUGUUACAUGUUCCAUUUAUAAUGUAACUACUAAUCAGGAGAAAAAGAAAAGUAUUGUCCUUCCAGAUGUCCUGUUCAAACCAAAGUACAUGUCAUUGAUGUCCAACAAAACUUCAUGUCCUGUAAUAUAUUUGAGCAUUAUAUUUUUUCUUCAUUUUCUCAAAGGAAUACUUGUUUAUUGUUGUUUACUAAGGACAAAAUGUAAUUCCAUGGAAGAUUUGAAGAGAAUAAGACUUGUCUAUGAGUUUGCCUGUGAAUGUGUACUGUUAGCUUUGUAUAUUGGCUUUCUCCCUCUUUACUUGAUGUUCAGGAAUAGAGCUUCUAUUUUGGAUGAUGAUGCAUAUUCAUUGUAUAGUAGUUGGCUGUGGGACGUAUGUGUAAUCUUGAUUGUAGUGAUGGCAUUUUUCACUGUCCUCAUUUCGCUUCUAUUUUGUACCUUAAACACCAAAGAACAGGAAUCACAGGGUCAUUCAGAGCUGGAGGAUGAAAUCCCACCCUUACUCCAUCUUACAGAUGACUCCACACAACAAAGUUCACCAUUGCUGUUCCUAGGACAUUACAGAGAGGAAACCAUCCAGCUCCAAGGAAAUUAUGAGGAGCAUAACUUCCAUCAGCACCAGGGAAGUUGUGAAGAGGAUAUCUUCAACGCUCUUCAGCCUUUAAGAUUGGAUUGCAAUCUCAACCAGGGAACUUGAGGCAAUAAACAAAGACAGAAAAGGAUACUGAUUUGAACUAUAAAAUUUAUACUUAUAAAAUAUACAAUUGAGGGGUUCUUUUGAUUAAUUGCUUCCUCUUUCUCUUUCUUCUGCAAUUCCUUUCAGGUAGCCUUCUUCCAAGCCUUACUACACCACCUCUUCAAAUUGAUAGUCUUUUUUUUUCUUUGAUUAUUAUUGUUAA
Molecule: messenger RNA, 1189 nt
Organism: Mesocricetus auratus (golden hamster)
Lineage: Eukaryota; Metazoa; Chordata; Mammalia; Rodentia; Cricetidae
Product: selection and upkeep of intraepithelial T-cells protein 10
Exons: 7
Coding region: 1-987 (328 amino acids)
Biological process (GO): T cell receptor signaling pathway; regulation of cytokine production
Cellular component (GO): external side of plasma membrane
Molecular function (GO): signaling receptor binding
Source: RefSeq, a predicted model, not a curated record